Penaeus chinensis is the source of this 1656-nucleotide messenger RNA. RefSeq names its product keratin, type I cytoskeletal 9-like. NCBI's taxonomy places the organism in Eukaryota, Metazoa, Arthropoda, Malacostraca, Decapoda, Penaeidae. The record is from RefSeq and is a predicted model, not a curated record. The coding region runs from base 162 to 1505 and encodes 447 amino acids. The transcript has 8 exons.
GUCAACAAACAUCAGUCAGAAUUUGAAAGCCAAAGCAGUCUUCGCCAGUUAAAAAGGAAAUUUUGACCAGUUUAGUUGAUUGUGAUGUUCUAAGAAUGGAUUUAUGAGAAGGAACGAUAUUUAUAUUUAUAAUCUGUGGGACUUGCACAAGAAAAGUUGACAUGGUGUCGUCAAGUGAAGACCCUGACUCAGGUCCAGGUACGGGUGAUGAGGCAGGGGAAGAUGGCAGAGGCAAAGUAGAUGGAUCGGGUCAGCCAACCCAGCAGCAGCAGAGGAGUUGGGUGGAUAGAGGUCAGGGAGAGAAGGUCACGACAGAAAAGAAAAUGAAAAUAACAGAGACACGUAGAGAGACCAUCACGUCCAAGGGCAUUCACGACUUAUCCUCAGCCAUCAACAGCUUGGAUGACCAUUUCCAGGCAGGUCUUCAGGAGGUGCGCAACAGCCUGGCCAGCAUUCACCAGGAGAAAACCACGCUGACAGAACGCUUGCGCAGUGUCUCAGAAAAGCUGGUUGAAGUCUCAGGAGAGAGAAAUGAAUGCCAAAAUGUUAUUUCAGAUCUCCAACAGGAAGUCUCAAACAUCACGGACCAGCUGACCCAUGAACAGAGGACUAAUGCUGCACUGAGGAAAAGAAUCCACGAAAUGGAAAAUGAGAAUGAGUCCCACAUGCAGAGCAUUGCCAGCCAGCUUCGGGAUCGUCAGCUGGCUCACAGAACCAUUGUCAAGUGGAGACGAAAGGUUUUUGAGAGAGGUCACUUCAGUGUGGUACGCUUACUUGAAGAAGAAAACAGUCAGCUGCGUGCCGAGCUACUAAAAUGCCAGGAGGCAGCAAAGCAAGCCUUUCUUCGAAGUGCAAAUGCUCUGAACUCAGAAGCCAUCACAAUGUUUCAGGACGCCGCCACGAGACGCCUCGGCUACGACGAGGGCGCGGAAGGGCGGUCGUCGCCCAACCCUCCCCCGCCCUCCUCCUCCUCCGGCCCCUCCUCCCCCGGGUCCCCCGAGCCCUCCCGCGGCCGCUCGGGGAGCGAUGGCGGGUUCCAGGGCGAAGGUUCGGGCGAACCGCAGGCCUCUGGAGGAGCCUUUUUCAGUCGAGGGGGCUUAAGAGGCGGAGCGGGGGGCGCAGCGGGCGGGGGCGCGGAGGCCGCGACCUGGGGGCGGCGGGGCAGUGCGAGCCGCGAGGAGGCGCAGCGACACAGCCACGGGAGGGCGUCGCGCGGCGGAUUCGACGACGGCAGCGCCCUGCAUGGCCCUCGCGGCCUCCCGACGCAGCACCGGACGUACCCCGACAGCCCCUUCGGAUCGCAGGAGUCCCUUGAGAGCGGAGACAGCGACGCCUACCCGACGCAGGCUCAGAGGGCGGGCCUGCCGAGGAGCUUCCCCUUCGGCGGCCCGCGCGAGGGCGGCGACGCCUCGGACGAAGGGUGGGGCCGCGCGGAGGAGCAGGGGGCCGUGCCCAGGAGGCGCGUCCCAGGCCCUGCCGCCGCCGCAUCCGACUACGCGCCCUGAUUCCCUGCGGGAGGAGACGCGCGCGAGGCUGUCGCAGCUUCAGGAUGACCGCCGCAACAGGAUGUCCGAGGCCCAGCCUGCUCCUCCGCCCGCCGCCCAGGGCAGGGCGCCCAGGACCCUCGCCUCCCGCCCCGCCUCCGCCAGCCACAGA